AUGUCUGCAGCAUCUCCUCAGAGUGAAGCAGCCAACUGCGAAGCCUUCUUUUGGGAGCCCCAACUUGUUAUUUUCGGCCACGAUGGAAAACUGGAUGCGGUUGGUCCUUCCAAAGAAUUCAUCAGCAGUCAUACUUUUUCUGCUGCAAAGUCAACUGAAGACAAAGAUGCUGUCUGUGAACACGAAUCCCAGUUGGAUACUUUUCCAGUUGAGGGAUUGGAUUUUUGGACUGACACUUGGGGAUCAUUUUUUGAACUAAAAGGGCAGAAUACAUUAAAACUUGAUUCCAAGAAAGAACUUUCUAGCAAAGAUUGUGACUUAACAGAUAGCAGUAGUAAGAAAGGUGGAGCAGUAUUAUCUCAACCUCUUAGAGCUAGUCUAUUUCCAGGUGAUUCUCAAGUUGUUACAAAUGUAAGUCAUGAACUUGAAAAUAUUGAAACAUCAAGGGAAACAUUAUCUGCACAUGAAGAAGCUAGUAGUUCAGUUACAAAUAUUGAAAGAGAUACAAAAGCAGUAGAUAGUAACAUAAAAGAAAAUAGUAAUGAACAACAGUCAUCACUAGUUACUACAGAUUUCCAGUCGAAUUAUCCUUGUUCUGUAGGGAAUGGAAAUGAAAUGUCUGAAAAAUUUGAUAAUAAACUAAAAGAAAGUGAUGAAUUUGUCUGUGAUAAUCAACCUUCUGAAACCAGUAAAACUGUGAAUAGUUCUGUUGCUAGUGAUUUAAUUAGAGUUCCUGAAGAUGAAUUGUUUUCUGAGAGUUGUAAAAAUGAAUGUACAGAAACAUCUAAAUCUCUUCUUGAAGAAUCAUGUAUUUUUUCUGAGAAAACCAGUGAGCAUGAAGGAAGUUCAGAUAAAUAUUUUUCUGAUUCAGCAGAACCUACUUCUGAAUCAAUUCAGUCCUCAGCAUCUAACAUAAUGACUUCAUCACAGAAUUUUCUAUAUGAUAAUAAUAAUUUUUCUUCAAGAAAUGAUUUCUCUCAUUGUAAUGCUGAUAUUAAUGUCAACUGGGAGUGGGAUCACGUAUCAUCAGAUAUGUAUGCUCUUGCAGAGAAUUCUUAUGCAAGAGGUGAGGAUGAUUUAAAUCUCCAUGAAGCAUGUAAACUUGAAAAUUCAAAUACUUCUUUUAACACAGAUGAAAUAAAUUCAUUUCCUGAGAGUGAUAUUUGGGUUAAAAAGGGAAAAUCAUUUAUUACUGUACCACAAAGUACUACAAACGAGGAGCAAAUUUCACAUAGUGAUGGUAGUAGUAACAGUAGCAAAGAUUUUGAUGAUACUGAUACUACAGAAGUUAAAGAAUAUGAUGCCAAAUCUUCAAGCAGCAGCAGUUCUCAUACUACAUCAUCUUGUUCAUUUGUUAAAUUUGCUGUUGAGGGUAAUGAUAACAUUAUGCAUCGUGGCCAGUCGCCUGUAUCUGUAACUACAUCUGAGAGAUCUGAUAUCACAAAGCAUGAAUCGGAGCAGAAUACGUCAGGAGAUGAAAAUGAAACUGCCACAUCUUCUGAUAUUGAAAUUCUGUCUCCACCUAAUGGAGAAAACGAUGACCGUAAUGCUUCUCCUUUAAAGCAUAUAUGGCUUUCUCGUCCCUUCAGGGUACGUAGAUCUGAAAGUCCACCAUCAGAUAGCAGUAAAGAAAGUUUAAUGCCUGUUGUGCGGGAAAUGGAAGAGGCUAAUAGUGGAGUUGAAAAUAUUUUACCUGAUGCAUUUCAUAGUAAUAAUGGGCAAAAGAGUUUGGGCCACAGAAGUUACGGUGAAGAUGAUCAGUAUAAAAAAUGUCAGAGGCUUCAACAGGUAUUGCAGGAAAAGGAAAAGAAAAUAGAUGAAUUAAACAAAGAAAUUAUUGAACUGCAAGAAAAUGAACAAAGGCUUAAAAAUUUAGUACAAAAGAUGAGAAUAGAGCAAACCAAAGAGUCUAAAGAUAUAGCUGCUUUAACAAAAGAAUUUACACUAAGGCUUGCAUUAGUUGAAAAACAGCUACAAGAUGCUAAUAAGGAGAGAGACAGUCUUCACAUUCAACUUGAAGAAGCUAAAAUUGAAAUUGCUAGAAGAAUUUCAGCUGCAGAUAUUGAAGAAGUAAUAAAAGAAAAAGACCAACAAAUAAUGGAACUUACAGAAGAAGGGAAAAAAUUAUCAAAAAAGGAGCUUCAACAGUCCACUCUAAUAAAAAAACUGAGGGCUAAAGAGGAAGAAAUGGAAAAGACAAUUAAGUCACAAGCUGAAAAGGUUGAAGAAAAUACAAAAGAAGUUGAAAGGCUAAGAAAAUCCAUUGGUGCAAAAGAAGAACAAGAAAAAAAGCACAUUGAUGCUAUCCGACAGCUAACAAAUACGGUGAAGAAGCUUGAAAAGGAAGUUUCUAUUUUACAGAGUAACCUGGAAGAUAGCUCAGAAAGAGAAUUAAGUUUAAAGAAGUCACUGGAUAGUACAUACAAGGAUCUUACUGAGUUAAGGAAAUCUUACGCAGAUAAAGAGAAUGAAGUAGAGUCAUUGAAAUCUGAACUAGAGGUUGAAGCCAGAGAAAAUUUAAUGCUGAUGUUGCAAAAUGCCAAUAAGGAAGCUGCUAGGGAAAAAGAAAUUUUGCUUCUUCAAAUAACUGAAUUGAGAAAUACUGUUUCUAAUAAUGAAGAAGAGGCGAGCUUAAGAGAAAAAAUGCUUAAAGCUGAAAUUGCAGCAUUGCAAAAUAGAUUGCAAGAGGCUGAAGAGCGAAAUGAAGACUUAACAAAAAAUGUAUCAUCAGCAACAAGGCCUUUAGUUCGACAAAUUGAGAAUCUUCAAGCUACAUAUAAUGCACAUAUAAUUUCAUGGGAGAAAACAGAAGCAAAUCUCACUGAUAGAUUAAGAAAUGCUCAAAAUCAGCUUGCAGUCUUGUCUGAAAAAGAGCAUAGUCUUUCUGAAAAAUAUUUAGAAUGCCAAACCAAGGUUACUGCUCUUGAUGCUCAAAAUAGUGCUUUGAGACAAGAAAAGUUGCAGUUGUCAACAGAAUUUGAAUCACUAAAAUCCAAAAUAGUAGUACUGGAAGAAAAACUGAACAAGAAAACAUGCACAGUGGAAACAGCAAAGCAGAAUUUAAAUUUAGAAUUAUCAAAGCUAAAAAAAGAAAAGGAAAAUUUACACAAUACAAUGGCAAAUUGUUUAGAGCAACUAGAUACUGAAAAAAGAAAAGUUCAGAAAUUAGAAGAAGAGUUGAAAUUGAGGGAUGUGAGAGCAGCAAUCAUGUCAGGCAGCUCACCAUGUCCUUCACCAACUGGUUCUGUUAGAAGCUCUGUGAGUAGUAUUCACAACUGGUCACAGGAUGAAGUCCAUGAUCAAGGAAUGCACACUCCUGUGAAUAUGUACAGAUUGUCUGUGUAUGAAUCAUUACGAUUAGGAAGUGGCUCUUCUUUGCUUGAAAAUCUCCAAUCACAGCUAAAACAGAGAGAAGGUGAAAACUUUCAACUACAGUGUGAAAUUUCCAAAUUAGAAAAAUUAAAAGAAUCAAUGGCUGAAGAAUUAGUUCAGUUAUCUGGAAAAAUUGAAGAGCUUGAAAAGCAAGUCAUGAAUUUAAAAUCUUUUGAAGAAGACUACAAGGACCUCAAUCAAAAAUAUAAUACUUUACUACAAAUGUAUGGAGAAAAAGUUGAAGAAACUGAAGAAUUACAAUUAGACUUGGCUGAUGUGAAAUCUAUGUAUAAAGCUCAAAUUGAAGAAUUAUUGGUGAAUAAAUGAAGUCAUACACAUUUGCAUAAAUGCUAGCCAAUUCUGUCUUCUACAAUGUGUAUUGAAGAAGCACUGGGUAUUGAAAACACGUCACAUGUGUUUGGAACGUUAAAAGAUGUAUUAGUGUGAAUAAUUAUAUGUAUAUAUUAUUAUUAAUAUUAUUCUUAUAAAGUAUAAAUAUAAUAAAUUAAUUUAUAAUACUUGAAA
This is a messenger RNA of Stegodyphus dumicola, 3897 nucleotides long. Its product is annotated as TATA element modulatory factor-like. NCBI's taxonomy places the organism in Eukaryota, Metazoa, Arthropoda, Arachnida, Araneae, Eresidae. Gene Ontology annotation, cellular component: endoplasmic reticulum; Golgi apparatus. The record is from RefSeq and is a predicted model, not a curated record.